Molecule: messenger RNA, 917 nt
Organism: Oryctolagus cuniculus (rabbit)
Lineage: Eukaryota; Metazoa; Chordata; Mammalia; Lagomorpha; Leporidae
Source: RefSeq, a predicted model, not a curated record
CUCCCUGGGGCCCCUCCCCUUUCUCCUCCCACUCUCCUCCCUUUUCCGUUCAGACUGGCCUCUUAGAGGAAAUUGAAAGUGAAAUAGAGAGCUGUUGAAUCGCCUGAUCAGAGCACCCCAAGGUCUGCACAGUGCUGCCCAACAAGGACUGUCACUCCCAUGGCUUCUGCAACGCCCCUGGCAAUGAUGUGGGAGGAGGUCACAUGUGCCAUCUGCCUAGAUCCCAUGGUGGAGCCCGUGAUCAUUGAAUGCGGUCACAGCUUCUGCCAGGAAUGUAUCUCUAAUGUUGGGAAAGAUGGGGGUGGUAUCUGUCCUGUGUGCCGGAAUCACUUUCUGCUCAGGAACCUCCGGCCCAAUCGGCAUCUAGCCAACGUGGUGGACAACCUUAAACAAAACAGCCAGGCUGCCAAGGAUGAGCCACAAGGGCAGCGGUGUAUGAUACAUGGAGAGAAACUUCACCUGUUCUGUGAGGAAGAUGGGCAAAUCCUCUGCUGGGUGUGUGCCCAAUACCAGAAACACCGUGAGCACCACACAGUCCCUAUUGACGCGGCUGCUCAAGAGUACCAGGAAAAGCUCCAGGUGGCAUUAAAAAAGCUAAGAUGCCAGCAGGAGUUGGCAGAGAAGUUGGAAAUAGAUGUUGCAAUGAAGAGAGCAGAGUGCAAGACAAAGGUUGAGAUGCACAAGUCCAGGAUUCAUGCAGAGUUUGUGCAGCAGAAAAACUUCCUGGCUGAAGAGGAACAGAGGCAGCUGCAGGCACUGGAGGCAGAAGAGAGGGAGCAACUGAGAAUCCUAGGGGAAACAGAGGCUGACCUGGCCCAGCAGAGCCAGGCCCUACAGGAGCUGAUCUCAGAACUAGAGCGGAGGAGGCGGGGCUCGCCGCUGGAGCUGCUGCAGGAAGUGACAGUUGUCCUGGCAAG